AUGGCGGUGCUAGAUGAGGUUCCGCACAUCACCGCCCGCGUUCGGGUCGCUGAGGAGUUGGCAGCUGAAUACGAAGUCCCAGAUGAUUUCGAAAUGACCAACAAUCCUCACAAAGCAGAUGAUACAACACCAAGAAAACACUGCUACAUCGAGUGCAAAUCGGAUGCCGAGUUUUCUAUCGAAGUUACAGUCUCUUCCGGUCUACAAAUUCCCCCCAAGAAUGACGCUAUCUGGAUGUGGGUAUACAUUGACGGCACAUACAUGGACUGUCGGCCCGUAUACAAGCACAAACUACCUAAGAGGCAGCCAAUCGACAUAUCCAUGUCGUCCGCGCGAUGUGACACAGGUUCAGGAGUAUCAGUACUCAAGAAGUUUACGUUUGCUCCCAUCACGGAAGUUGAUUCCGCAUCCAAAUCAAAGAUUGAGAAAGAUAUUUCGAGGGCAAAGGGCUUGGGGAUAAUCAAGAUACUCGUCGAGACAGCCAGGACUGCAAAGACACAGUGCGGGAGAGAAUCUAGCACUAAUCCCACCAGCCAGCAACCAGACCUUGCGGAGAAAGCGUUGAAGGGCAAAGGGAUAAGCCACAUGACCACCUUGGCCGAGACAGGGACUGUUAUUAAAACGCCCACCUGCGUCAAUGUCGAGAAUAUAGUUCCUGUUGGAGAGUUCUUCUUUCAUUACCGAUCCCAUGAAGCUCUGCAGCACGAAAUGAUCAUCCCACGAACUCCAUCACCAGAGCCUCCAGUUGUGGCUGACGAUGGCGAAGAUGUCCUCUCUCAUCUCUCAGAGAGUGAUAUACGACGUCUCGCAAUGGAAAGACUACGUGACAGCAGUACCAAGCAGGAGUCUCUCACUGUCAAACGCGAGGCAGAUGAGGAUACGCCUACCCCGAGACAAUGGAAAGUCGUCAAGCUCGACGACGGGAAGGAGGCCGUCGAUUUGACAGAUGACUGA
Molecule: messenger RNA, 954 nt
Organism: Fusarium poae
Lineage: Eukaryota; Fungi; Ascomycota; Sordariomycetes; Hypocreales; Nectriaceae
Exons: 5
Coding region: 1-954 (317 amino acids)
Source: RefSeq, a predicted model, not a curated record